This is a messenger RNA of Pelagomonas calceolata, 1489 nucleotides long. NCBI's taxonomy places the organism in Eukaryota, Pelagophyceae, Pelagomonadales, Pelagomonadaceae. The record is from the annotation of a GenBank genome assembly.
AUGUACAAAAUCGCUCUCCUCGCCGCGGCGGCCGCGGCGGCCUUGCCGCUCGUUCGAGCUGACUAUUCGUACUCCUACGCGGACGCGCCGACGGCGGCGCCAACGGCCACGAUGGCUCCCACGCGCACCAGGACCUACGCCCCGACGCGCAUGACGGAGGCGCCGUCCUACGCGCCAACGACGGACACGUAUGCUCCAUCUUUCGGCUCGUGCCCGCAGCUCGUGCCGGAUCCCGACAAGUGUCCCGCGGACCCGUCCGGCCUCCCGCUCUGCAGCGCGAUCGGCCUCGGCACCGGCGACAAGUGUAUCACGGGCCCGCAGAUCUGCCCGGGCCAGCCGGGGCCCACGAAUUGCCCGGCUUUCCAGGUCGCGCGCCGCGCAGAAAUGCUCCUGCUCGAUGGCGUGACCUAAACGACCGGUUGAUUCGUCGCAGGUGGCGCGGCGCCUCCUCAAGAAGAUUCACGGUCCCGUCACCAGAGCCUUCCACGGCUGGGCCCAGCGACAGUUCAAGAAGGCCGGAGCCGCCGGCGACGAACCGCGGCGCCGCCUCGCCACGCCCCCCGAGUGUACGGGAGGCGAUUGUUCCGUCGCACAAGUCGGCGAUGCGGAGGGCCCGACGGCCGUGCCAUCGCUGUUGCCGACGGCGGCGCCGGUCGGAGCGACGGCCGACCCGACGGCCGCGCCGACGCCAUCGCCGGUGACGGCCGAGCCAUCGCCUGGACCUACGCCUGGACCUACGCCCGGACCUACUCCGGCUCCCUCGCCGCGCCCGACCGCCGAGCCGACGGCCGGACCUACGCCGGCCCCGUCGUCGCGGCCGACCGCCGAGCCGACGGCCGGGCCUACGCCGGCCCCGUCGUCGCGGCCGACCGCCGAGCCGACCGCCGAGCCGACGGCCGGGCCUACGCCGGCCCCGUCGUCGCGGCCGACCGCCGAGCCGACGGCCGGGCCUACGCCGGCCCCGUCGUCGCGGCCGACCGCCGAGCCGACCGCCGAGCCGACGGCCGGGCCUACGCCUGGACCUACGCCGGGACCUACGCCGGGACCUACGGAUCCGCCAGCGACCUGCGUCGACGAUCCGCUAGGGUGUGGCAACGUGCCGCCGGGCGGAGGCACGAGCUGCCACAACUUUCCGAACCUGGUCCCCAGUAGCAUUACUACUGAUACCGGCUGUAUCGUGAACGCGUCGUGCGUCUUUACUCUGACGUCCCAACUAGGAAAUCUGCCGGCCGGAGACUACUUGGGUACCUGCUUCCCCGGCCCAUCGGCGAAUGGGUCACCGGCAACUUGCAACUGCUGCAAUCCCACGAAUCCCCCAUCGGCGGGACCGUUACCAACCGACCAGGGGCCGUUUUACAUUUCAUUCCAAGGGACCUGCGGCGGGGAGUGGUGCGAGGGCUCCGGUGUAUCGGGCGGUACUGGUCCCCAGAGCGUCUACGCGGAACUACCGGCGUGCAUGCCUGUCGCAGCCCCGACGACGGUUCCCUAG